Pristis pectinata (smalltooth sawfish) is the source of this 4177-nucleotide messenger RNA. RefSeq names its product coiled-coil domain containing 3b (gene ccdc3b). Gene Ontology annotation, biological process: negative regulation of gene expression. Bases 242 to 1066 code for a protein of 274 amino acids. Lineage: Eukaryota; Metazoa; Chordata; Chondrichthyes; Rhinopristiformes; Pristidae. The record is from RefSeq and is a predicted model, not a curated record. Gene Ontology annotation, cellular component: extracellular region. The transcript has 3 exons.
CACACACACACACCGGCAACCCACACGGAUCUCGUUAGAUAGGCUAUUAUUUGCAUUCUCUAACGCACCUUCAAAGGAUGCGGAGUGGUCAGAGGACAGGGAAGAACGAAGCAGAGAAAGUUUGCGCAGGUUGGUGAGAGUUCAAAGCAGCCCCAACCUCCCUAAACAAAGUACCCGAUACGUUGCACUCUCUGGAGAAGGCUUUCUGACCCACUGCACUACGGGGUCGGACGGUGUCAGAAUGAGGUGGCUCUGCACUCUCUUGGCACUGACGGUCCUGGGACGGUCUUGGGGCUGUCAGCUUCCCCACGACUGGAGACCACAAAGCGAGCCGUGCCGAGCUGAACUGGCCGAAAUUAUCGUCUUUGCCAAGGUAUUGGCUAUCUACAAGGACACCUACAGCGUGCACAACUACCUUCCGUGGCAGUAUGACACAGACCUCUUCUAUUCGGCAGAAGUGGAGCUGUUAUGUGACCAGGCGUGGGGCAGUAUGUUGGAAAUGCCAGCCGGAGCCAGGUUUAACUUGACUGGACUGGGUUACUUCCCCUGCCACUCAUAUACCGUCGUGGAAAACAACACCUACUAUUUCUUCGUCAGGCUGGAUGAAAAUUACAACAUUGUGCCACAUGGAAUCAAUUUCCAGGAUCCAAUUUUCCCUGACACCACAGAGAACAACCAGAUGUUUGCCAGUCUCUUCCAGUUCUCCAAUUGUACCACUGGCACCCAUCAUCACACCUACUCACCUGAGUGGGAACUGCAAGAGGAUAAUCGGCUCCUGUGCUCAACCGUACAGAAGGCCCUUUAUGAGGAGGAAGAUCGUGUGCGGAAACUCUCCCAGAAAGUGAGAUCUCUCGAGAAGGCCAACAAUCAUCUGCGUGAGAAGGUGAAGAGGAUUAAACGUUCCCUUAGGCAGGUGAAAAAAGAGAGCAAGAGAGAGGCAAUGCUCAUGAAACAGCUUCUGCAGAAGGAACAGAACAAGGAAAGAGGAAAGUUGAAUGCUAAACAGGACACUGGCAAACAGAUCCUGAAGAAACCAGUCAAGAAGCCAGUCAACCAUAAACUGUAAUGUUCCAGACUCACUAGUUGUAAUGGUCUGGAAGUUAGAGUUGAAAUGCUUCACUUGCUAAAUGGGAAUGCAGCAUACAUGGAAACUACCUGCACUAUUAGCAGCUAUCUAUUCCCAGUAACAAUGUAGUCGAGUGAACUAGAAAACACGGGUGUGUUGCUUGGCUUUCACAUUUGCAUUAUAUUUCUUGGGCAAUUUAAGUAUUUUUCUGAUUUUAGUAAGAGUUUGUUGUGUGAAAAGGUUCUUUUGGAAUCUUAAAGAUGGAGGGCUCUGGACACAGGCUUUGGAUUUUAAAAAUAGUUUAAUCACAAAGGCAAAUGUGGGGACAGAAUGAAUGGGAACGGAUGCACACUCGCGCAUGCACACACACACACACACACACACACAGAGGAGACCACGAACAUGAGGGGAGAUCACAACGAGGAUGAGAUGCACACACACACUCACACACAAACACACAGUAAACAAGGUACAGCUUAUCAAGGGAUAAAUACUUCAAUGCCUGAAUACCUUGACCUAGACAAGCAUUGGCUCUAACACUCGCUGGAAUCUGACUUAGACGCUCCCAAACCAUAUGGUGGUGUACACUCUUACCAGUGGUCUCUGCAGCAUUGUUUCACUAUUCCUGGGGCAGUCAAGAGAGAGAGAGCCAGAGGAUUACAACACUCUUUAUAGUGCAGGGAGGCUGGGUGGAUCCUGGCCAGGUGAUUUAGACAGGCCAAUGGUUUGGAGGUCAAGGACAAAAGUGCCUGCCAAGGCCAAUGGUCAGACAGGUUCGGGAACAAAGGUGCUCUCCAAGUCCAAUCCCUAUGCCCACACCUGAUGGGUGGGGUGGAGCCACACCUUGAUUGACAGUGGUGUCACUUCCCAUCCAAGGAGCAAUGCUGUCCUCCGACCAGAGGGGUCAGUGUUGUUACUGUCACGUGACAGCCAUGUGCUUUCCUACUACAGCGUUCCAAUUGAAUUUAGAUAGAAGCAGGAUGAAGCAGGCAUGGGACCCAUCAGAGAAAACUGGCAGAAACUUUUCUGCAGUCUUCGCUAAAUUAACAAGAUUCCUCAGAGAAACAAUGGUUGGUGUGGAAAACAGAACAAACAGUACCAGGACAGUAAUUCAUGAUGUAUUGGGAAGAAACAUUGGUAAGAGGAGCUAUACACUGUCUUGUCUCUACUCAACUGAUCAAGUGAGAAUAUAAUGCAAAAAGCAAAAAUAUCCUAUUUCCUAGUACAGAAUCUCAUACAAAGCAAAACAAUGUUUCUUGUUAAAUUAUUACUCCAUUGUGAUUGAAGCAACUUUUGAAUAACUAAAGAGUAGAAAAAGCCCAGAAGCAUUUUAAUUUCAAGGAUAAAAAACACACUAAUAAUAUUUAAAGUGCACAAAUUACAGGUGGACAAUAGCAUAUCGUGUAAACUACUUUAGCUUUCUUGUAGUUUUUGCAUAUUCUGUACUCAUUGAAUAUAUAAGAUCGUCACCCUUUGACUAUUCUGUAACCAUUUUAGUUGUCUAUUAUUACCUAGGCUGCUCCCUAUUAUAAAUCUGAGACUAAGAUCUUCUCAUGAGAAAUGGAAUGGAAAACUCUUUCCAUGGGCAAAAGAAUCUCAGGCAUUUAGGACUUCAUUAAUACUCUGUGAAAAUGCUAAUUACCAUGUUAUGUAAUAUGGUUUAAUUUCAUUUAAAGGCUGAAUCACCAUCACCAGCAGACUAUUGCAUAAUGUUAAUGUUCAGACAUCCAGGACCACUUUUCAUUUGGGUGUUUGCAAUGCUUUUAAUAUGUUAUUCCUUUGUUUAGGUGAAACAGAUUGUGUGGGUGUUUUGUGUAUGAGUGUGAGUGUUGCUUCAUGCCUGGAGAGAGAAGGUGUACCACUCUGAUUAAACUCAGUAACUUGGGAGAAGUGUGUUAUUUGAAGGUUAAUGUGCCUUUCCGAUUGUGUUAGAAUUUCCUUUGAUUUGCUGAAUUGCUAAUUUUUUUUGCACAAUUUUGCUCAAAUUUAGAAUUAUUAACCAACAUGGUCUCUAUCCAGGUGUUGAUAAACAGUUUCUGGUUUUAUGCUUUCAAAGUCCACUUUCUUCUGAUUCAAAAGGACAAAUUGAAUGGAGGAUAUUGGAGAGAGGAAGUUCAGACUUCCACAAGGCAAUACUUGGUGCAGCUUGGACUACAAUUGGAUCUGACUACAUUAAGAAUGGUAGGAUUCUCAUUCCUCAGACCCUAAGCUCCUGGUGUCAUGAACUGGAUGAUGUGGAGGGUGAAUCCUGCCCCUGAGGGAAAAGGGAAAAUACAGUGCUUUGGCUCUUUCUGUUUCACUUUUUGCGUACUCCGCACCAUUCUGUUGAGAAGGGGUGUGCAGUAGGACAGGUUGGGAAGGAGUGAUGGUGGAAUCAGGUAGGAUUUAGGGCUCCCUCAGUUAAUCAUCCAAAUGAAAUGUACACUUUGAGGCUGUGGACGCCCACACACUUGCACCUCAUAAUGUCAAGGAUGUGCUCCUCCAAACGCUGGCUAAACUACCUUCCCACAUAUGUCCCUACGGUGAGUCAUUUGCCUUCUCAUCUCAUGAUGAACAUGGUGCAAGAAAGCAUGUGACCAAUAAAACUGGAUCCCAAACAAAGCCAAGUACCAUUCUUCAUAAUAAGUGAAUUGUGUCUUGCAUCCUUCGAUAACUUUGAAUAAACUAUCUAACUCUCUUAUGUUUAUAACUUGCCUCCAACAUAAACUACAGCUCAAAAGUUUCACAUUCUUCCUGAACCAACCGGAAAAGAAAGAUUGUCCAGAAUGUAAAGUGAUGAUAAAGGUGUCAGCAAUGCAAAUAUAGUUAAUAAAACAGUUGUUAUAUGUUUUGUGGUUAGUCCAUACAAGAAUAGCGAUAAAACAUUUCUGUUCUUAAUGUUAUCUUCUUGUAUAAUGAUCAGUUUGGAAUCAUGCCGCAAUUCCAGGAACAAGUGAUUUGGCUGCCAUUUUUAUAAGCCACUUUUAAAGAUAUCUCUGGCCUAUAACUAUUGAAUGUGACUUAAAUGUAGUUUCCAAGCCACAUGUGUCUCUUAUUUGCCAUUCUGUUUGAGUUACUAUAUAUCUUUUUAAUAAAUCCCAUUUUUGAAUUUUGUAUAAUAAUAAAAAGGUG